Acanthosepion pharaonis is the source of this 852-nucleotide messenger RNA. Lineage: Eukaryota; Metazoa; Mollusca; Cephalopoda; Sepiida; Sepiidae. The record is from the annotation of a GenBank genome assembly.
AUGAAAAUUAAUCAUAUCUAUCUAUCUAUCUAUCUAUCUAUCUAUCUAUCUAUCUAUCUAUCUCAUUCUUGUUCCUAUCUAUCUACCUAUCUAUCUUAUUUUGUCACCUGGAACAAUCUAUCUAUCUAUCUAUCUAUCUAUCUAUCUAUCUAUUCAUUCAUCUAUCUAUCUAUCUAUGCAUUCUGUAUGCCAUUCAUCCAUCUAUCUAUCUAUCUAUCCAUCCAUCUAUCUAUCUAUCUAUAUAUGCAUUUUCGCUAUUCAUCUAUCUAUUCAUUCAUCUAUCUAUCUAUCUAUCUAUCUAUCUAUCUAUGCAUUCUGUUUACUAUCUAUCUAUAUCUAUCCAUCUACCCAUCAUGCAUUUUGUUCCCUAUUCAUCUAUCUAUCUAUCUAUCUAUCUAUCUAUCUAUCUCAUUCAUGUUCCCCAUUAUCUAUCUAUCUAUCUAUCUAUCUAUGCAUCUAUUCUAUUCAUCUAUCUAUCUAUCUAUCUAUCUAUCUAUCUAUUCAUCUAUCUAUCUAUCUCAUUCUGUCCUUUAUUAUCUAUCUAUCUAUCUAUCUAUCUAUCUAUCUAUCUAUGCAUUCUAUUCGCUAUCUAUCUAUCUAUCUAUCUAUCUAUCUAUCUAUCUAUCUAAUGGUACUUUUACACAUUAUGUUUAUCUAUCUAUCUAUCUAUCUAUCUAUCUAUCUAUCUAUCUAUCUAUCUAUCUAUCUCUUUCUCUUCCUUAUCUAUCUAUCAAUCCAUCUACCUCAUUCUGUUCUUUAUCUAUCUAUCUAUCUAUCUAUCUAUCUAUCUAUCUAUCUAUCUAUCUAUCUAUCUAUUUCUGUUCAUUUCUUUCUCACCCUGUUUCUUUCUAA